AUGCCAUUAUUAAACGGAUUCACAAAUAUAAAAAAAUUACACAUGGUCAAGAAUUUCAUCGUAGAAUUGAACGAGAAUCAUUUACCCAAGAACGUAAAUAAUUUAGACUUAUCCAGCAAUUUAAUCAAGAAAAUGAACGGAAUAGCCCACUUAAAAAAACUACAAGAACUCGACCUUUCAAAGAAUCAGAUAUCAGAAAUUAGCAGCACUAGUGACCUUACAAAUUUGACUUCAUUGUAUCUCUCAUCAAACAAGAUAAGUAAAAUUACGAAUCUCAGUACACUAAAGAAAUUAAAAGUACUAAACCUUGAUUAUAAUAAUAUAUCAUUAAUAGAAAACCUAGAGUCCCUAACUAGUUUAACCUCACUUAGUAUCUGCAGCAACAGAAUAAAAACAACUUUAAUGCUGUCGGACAAUAAAAUAUGUGUAUUAGAAAAUAUUUCCUCUCUCGUCAGCUUAAUGGAACUAGAUGUAAAUUAUAAUUUGAUUGACGACAUAGAAAAUGUAGAUUAUCCACCAAAUCUACUUUGCAUACGUACUCGGAAGCCUCACGGGAGUGUCGUGAUCGAACAGGAUAAGGUAGCAGCAGAUACUGGUUUGAAACCGGUCAACGGUAGUUUAGCGGCACCAAGACCACCUUCAGAAAAGAAAUCACAGAUCGAACGAAUUUGCGUCCAACGUCAAAUUGUUUUGGCACUUUCUGUAAAUGAAAAAUAA
Messenger RNA from Sipha flava (yellow sugarcane aphid), 717 nucleotides. Its product is annotated as protein phosphatase 1 regulatory subunit 7-like. The record is from RefSeq and is a predicted model, not a curated record. NCBI's taxonomy places the organism in Eukaryota, Metazoa, Arthropoda, Insecta, Hemiptera, Aphididae. Gene Ontology annotation, molecular function: protein binding. The transcript has 4 exons. The coding region runs from base 1 to 717 and encodes 238 amino acids.